Menidia menidia (Atlantic silverside) is the source of this 7761-nucleotide messenger RNA. The record is from the annotation of a GenBank genome assembly. NCBI's taxonomy places the organism in Eukaryota, Metazoa, Chordata, Actinopteri, Atheriniformes, Atherinopsidae.
UCAGCAAUCAGCCUUGGGGGGAGCUGUGGUCUGUUUACUAGAGGGAAGAGGGGAAGGAGAGAGGGCGAAUGAAGGGAGGGGGAGAACAGGAGAGGAGAGAGGAGAGAGAGAGGGAGGGCAGGCAGGCAAGAAAACUUUUCACUUGUGAGGAGCCACAGAGGAAGCGUGUGUGUGCGUGCGUGCUGGAGCGGCGACCAUGCAGGUAUGGAUUCGAGCGCAAGGACGCGUCAAAAGGGGGUCUGCUGGGCGGCGAGGGAGGAGGGGGUGCGACUGUUCCUAACACAUCUGAGGAGUCUGGAGAGCCGGUGUGUAGUGAAAGGAAUGGGGUGGCGAAGUGGCUGUGCCCUCUGUGCCAAAAAGGGCAAUCAAACAGAUCUUCCUUGUCUUCACAUCUCACUGAGCAACAUAGUGUACUUCCAUCCUGUGUCGACAGACUGCUAGACAUUGCUGUUCUAAAACAGGCUGCUAGUGGAGGAGAGAAGGACAAAGGUGCUCAACAGACUACAGAUGCUGAAUCCUCUCAAGUGAAAAACGCCGCAGACGCCAGUUCAGACCCCUGCCAAUCUAGUGAGAGCUCAGACACUACCCAGAUGCUUCGCAACAAAGAGAUGGAGGAAGACAGAAUAAUGGAACAGGAGGAAGGUGAAGCAGAGCCGGAAGAGGAGGGAAAUUCACUUUCUGAAGCCAAACGGCAAAGUACAACUGAAGACACAGAAGUCCCAGACGCAAAUCAAAAGUCCGCUGGUAAAAAUGGCGUGCCAGCUGAAAAUAACACCCGGUCAUUCAAAUGCAAUGCCUGCCUGGAAAGUUUUUCCAGUAGAACUGCCUUGAGUGUUCAUUACAACUCUGCAUCCCACAUUCAGAGAAUGACCACAGGCCCCGCAAAACAAGGUGCAGAAACUAAUUCCCCGUCUCCCUCGCUUCAAGCUCUGUCUCGGCCAUAUAUAUCAAACAAACCCUACCAGUGUGCUGUAUGUCGAGUCUCUUACAAUCACGCCAUCACCCUCGAGAGCCAUAUGAAAUCUGUUUUGCACCAGACCCGCAGCAGAAACGCUGGUAUGGCAGCACAUGCUGCAAACAGUGCAGUUGCUGCUGCCAGUUUGAGAGGUAGCACCAGCAGCGCUCCAAACACUGUAGGGACCACAUCUGGAAGUGGAACUAGUCAGUUGGUUGCUUCCAGUACCUGUGCUGCUCCUGGGGCACUAAUGGUGAGUGCUCCACAAGAAGAACAGAUUCCAACCUCCCAAGUGACUCCCUCCCUCCUCACCUCUCCUGUGGCCUCAGCUCAGGCGGUUUCAGCCUUUCUAACCCUCCUCACAUCAAGUCCCAGCACCCUCUCACACUCCCUCCUCCCCUCUCUAUUUGCAGCUGGUGCUGCUUCUGGCGCCGCUGCACCUCAGCUCGUGCCUCAGCCUCAAAUGGUCAUGCCCUUGAUCUUGAAUGGGCUCCAAGCUCAAACUCAGCAGCACCAAGAGAACCAGCAAGGCCAGCUCCUUACACAGUGUGUGCCAUUCGUCGGCCUCAGCACAGCCCAGCAAGCCCUUCUAACCCAAAGACUCAACAGCUUACAGAACCAGUGGCCCUCUUCAGGACUUCCACCAAACAUUCAGCCCCCUCAGGAAGAGCAAAAGCAAACUGUAACGUGUGAAGGAGAACAAGAGGAAAAGGGUGAGACGGUGGGGACAGACUCUGAUCAGACAAAUGAGGCACAAGAUUUGACUUCAGAUAACGUAAAAGGAGAGAAACUUAAGGGAGAAAGCAGUGAAGAAUCUGCACAAUGUGCAAAUAUAGAAAGAAAAGAGGUUAAAAGUAACAAGGUUGAUGGAAAGGAACAUCAAGAUAGCACAACAGAUGGAGAUGGCUCUACAAAUCAGUUGGACCUGGAAGGUGACAAAACAGCUAGUCUGAAUCUCUCCCCAGUGGGCACAGAGAAGAGCCUCCGCAAUAAUAACCAUUCGCCUUCUGCAUCAGUGCGCAGCAACUCCAGCCUCAGUCCUGUAAAUUUAAAUCUUACCCUUAGCCCUGAUUCUACCCCUCAGAAAUCGCAAUCGGGCACAAGCCCUUGUGGCACCCCAAAAUCUAGCCCCAGUACAAAUGCCUUAACUACUAACCAAACCCGUCUCAAUUGUACCACAAUGGAUUCCAGUUUUCCAGACCUUCCAGUUCUAUCGGAGUUUCAGUCGGAGGUCCUCUGGGCAUUUUUUGAGUCUCGUAGUGAGGCGGAUGCUGCGAGUCCUCCCCACGAGGACUGCGAAGCACUGGGUAGAGAAGUAGGUCUUUCAGAAGAAGCGGUGCGUAGGUGGCUGACCCAGGCUAGGCAUGCAAAACACAGACACAGAGCAACAGAUUCGGAACAGCUGGCUGGAUUUACAAGGCAUAACCAUGGUUCUGACAAUGAUUAUGAUGAUGAGGAAAGUUCACUGAUCAUAGCAGAAGGUGAAGAUGAUGGUGAGGCUUCAAAUAGUCAGGCCAUAGAUUUGUCUAAUUCAAGAGGGAAACGUGUGCAGAGAGAGGUUGGAAGGGAGGUUCAGGGAGACUCCUGCCUCACUUCUGACUCAGAAAAUGAAGUGUACACUUCUGUUAUCGUCUCUGAUGAGGAAAGUCAGACUGAAUUCGUCAAGGAGGGUCCUAAAAGUCCUAAAGAUGAAUGGCACAGAGGCAGCCAUAGCGAUAAAGGGCCUGUUGGAGGAAAAGUAUUGCGGUCCACAACUGUGUUUCUCUCUGAUGCUGAAGAUGAGUACGAAGACGAAGAGGUUGGAGGGGGUCAGAGGGCCAUGAGGAAAAAACGAAAAGGAGAAUUUGAGCGUGAUGAGGUGGUGGUGAAGAAAGAGAGGCAGGACCCAGAUGUGGAUCUGGAGUUGGAGGCCCAGGGGGAUCCUCCAAGUUCAUUGUCCUUUGCUAUGGACCACCAUGAGAUUCCUGCCAGUGCUCUCCAUUCCCUUCCCUUGUCUCUUACUCCCUUUUCUACACAAUUUCUCAGUCCAUAUGUUCUGUCUCUCACCCCUUCAUUAAUUGCAGAUGGCAGCAAAGUACCUGUUUUUCCCAACCCUCCAACCAUCACACGCUUUCCGAGCUCCCUCCUCUCCCAGUCGCUCUCCUCCCACAACCAAACUACUCACUACCUGUCGAAUGGUGACGACUGUGAGUCGGCUCUUGAUCUCAGCAUGGGAAAAAACAACUCCAAGUAUGCUUCCUCAUCCUCUUCUCUUGCUGACAGCAUUGCAGCACAGAAGGGGCAGUUGCUGGAUGGGCUUGGCCUUCGACCCACAUCCAAAGGGUUGGUGGUCGUGCAGGUUAAACCUGAGUCUGUGACCACUGUACCUGGUUCCAACAGCCCCAUGAGUCUGAUCAACUGCAGUAAUAUGACAAAGUCUAAUGUUUACAUGAGAGCGGGACAGAAAAUGAGUGCCACAUUUCUAGAAAGAGAGAGAGAAAAAGAGAGAGAGAAGGAAAAAGAGAAAGAGCAGCAACAAAGGAAGUCGAAAGGAAAAAGGUAUCGAGACAUGCGACGCUCAAGGACCAUCAUUCAAGCUGAGCAGCUCGACAUUUUGUACGGCUGCUAUUUCAAAGACCCAAAUCCCGGGAAGCAUGAGUUUGAACAGAUUUCAGAGUGGGUCCACCUUCCAAAGAAAGUUGUUCAGAUUUGGUUCCAGAACAUGAGGGCAAGGGAAAGAAAAGGUGAGGUACGUUUUAUUAGCGAUGGAACUUUGGCAGCAGUUGGCAAACCUCUCAUCAAAUUUACUUGGCCUCUGUCCAAACCCAUAUUCUCCAACAAGCCUACUUCGAACAACAAUACUGGGGGCAUCACAGCAACUCCAAUUGUACGCACCUUCAUCAAGACAGAAAGAGAUCCUGUGAAGGAGCUGGACAAGACGGUUAUGAUGAAAAAAACUGGCCCAGUUCCUAUUAAGCCCAAGGAAAUAGUUUCCUCUACAACAGUGUCUUCUGUGAGCAGCAGUGCGUCUGCAGUGCCAAAGACCAAGCUUGAAACCACCAGCAAUGUCACUAUGGUCAAAGUUGCUCCCAAAGUCAGUCCCCCUGUCAUUUUGGCACCACCCAAGGAACUAAUUCCGAUCGCCCCACGGCCAUCCCAGAAACGAAAGCUAGAAGAGGAGAGCGAAGAAGAAAAGACAGAUGAGGAGAAAGACUAUGAAAAUGAGAUGGCAUCUGGGCCAGCGGUGGCCAACCGCAUGGUGCCGAAGCUGCCCACAACUCCCAUAAACAACAGGCCCUCAGCCACAGCGGUGGUCUCACAAAAACAGAAUGGGCUGAACUAUUGGACCCCUAAAGUCCCCAUUAAGAUCAACACUCUGUCAAGAGAACAACUGGCACUUCCGACACAUACGCCCCCUCGUACCAUCCCCCCUCCUCCCACUCCCAGCAUUGCACCGGUCAGCCCAAACACCCCGAGUUCUACCAAAGUGGGCAGCCCCUCCACGGCACUUGUUGCUAAAUCUAGCCCAACAGAAAGCGGCUUCCUGUCGCACUCGUCCAGCCGCAGGCCGCGCACUCAUUUGUCCUGCCUCCAGCUGUCCAUCCUGCAAUCUUGUUAUGAGACCUGCGCUCACCCGAAUGCCAUGGAGUGUGAAGCAAUUGGCACAGAGCUCAACCUGCCACUCAAGGUGGUGCAGAUCUGGUUCCAGAAUACAAGAGCCAAGGAGAAGCGCUGGAGGCUGCAGCAGGAGAAAAUCUCUCCUGUGUUGGGUGGCAAAGUGGACAUGAGCUCAGGAAGCUACCUGCAGUACAACGCUCUCAAAGCAAAUCGACCCAUCUUGCCCAAGCCCGUUCAGUUAACGGUCACAGAAGCUCCAGCCUCUCCAGUGCCGGGCCAGCCGGUACCAAAGGAGACCCUGACGGGCCACUGCGAGGCCUGCAACGUCUCCUUCGAAUCGCGGGCUGCUGCAAGAGCCCACGUUUUCUCCCCACGCCACCUGGCUACGCUGAGAACCACUAACUUUGGCCAGCCGCCAGCGCUUGUCAACAAGAACGGAAGCAGUAACAGCGGACUGCCAAGCUCACAGGUGUCUCUGUCCACUACUGUAACCAGCUCUGGAGCUGGUUCCGAAGGGGAGAUAACUAUUGAGUUGCCUCCCUCCACGGCCACCAGCAACAGUUAAAGACUCAGAUCAAUAAUGGUCUGCACACUGACAAUUUUUGGACCCAUUUGGGCUCCUUGGAUUUUAAUAAACAAAUUUGAGCACUAAUUCUCUAAAACUAAUAUUCUUUCAAUAUGUUGGCUCCCCCCACCCCCCCCAUCUUUUGCUCACCCUUCAUUUGACUCGAUACCUGGUAAUCUAGACGGUUCACUUGGAAUCAAAUACUCGAGCAGACUCUUUCCAUGCUGCUUGACACUUUUUCAAUCGCCUGACGAGUGAUAAAAUCCUCUCAAGUCUCCCUCAACCCUCACACUUUUCCCAGCAGUUUUGGUCUGAACCCUGUGGUUAUGUAUUACUUUUCUUCCUAUAAUUUUGUAAAGGCACUCAACCCGCCAUGCUUGAGCUGUUCUACCCUAAAGACUGAUGCAAGCGUUUCCUUUUUGGCAGUGGCCACUGUGGGCCCGGAAACACUUUUUGGGAUAGCACGAAUUACUCACACUUAAUAACUCCCCGUUUGCUCCUGUGGAAUUGUUUUCUCAUGCCUACUUUCAUUUCUUGGGCAAAAGAUUGCUUGGAUCUGACUGGACUGAACCAUUGGGAGAGCUGGUAUUAGCUGUCAUAUUUUUUAUUUUCUACAGGAGUGUGAUCUGAAGAGUGUUGGGGUUUUCUCAUUUGGGAUAUAAAAGAGGUACUUUAGAGCGGGAUAGGGCUGUUAAAAUGUCCCCUUACCCAUGUUCAUAGUUUCAUGACAAUCCAAAUAGACUGCGCUAAAAGUUUAGAAAGAGUUGAAUCGUUGGCAUACCGCACUUUGACAUAUUUUCCAUUCUUUGAGAUGUUUUUAAGCAUUCUGAUGCAGGUGUCUUUUAUGGAAAGAUACACUGAUGCAUGUUGGAUGCCUUAAUAUAAAUCACAUUAAAUAAAUCUUUUUUUUUUUUUUUUUUUUUUUUUUUUUUUUAAUCAAUUGUAAUCUGUGUGAGUUGUUGCAUAAUGUUGUGCAAAAAAAUUAGUCCUUGGUUUCAAAAUGUAGAAGAGCUUUGUUCCAAAAUGCUUUGGCAUCCAUUUUGGGGAGAACAUCUGAAUGUCUAUUCCCAAAACUUAGCAAAUCCUGCCUGUAAAGUCAUCAGUGUUCUCUCUGCCAAGGACUAGAGUUACUACUGUGUUCACUUUUGGUUAAAAUUUCUAUAAUUCAGUACGUUUCACAUCCACCCUAAUAUGUGCAUCUCAUUUUGGAAUAUAGCUCUUCAGAUUUUUGGGGAAAUAUUAAUGUUUUACACCUCCUGCAGGUGUGUUGGAAAUAUGACAGCCUUAACGGGAAACACCACCAUGUUCAUUAAGUUAAGCCCGACUGGUCGUCCUACAAUAUUUUUGAAUGAAUCAAACCCCCUUUUAGCACCGAGGGUCAGUUGAUAUCUUAAAUAUAUGCUGUUCUUUGAAUACUGUGCAUAAGACUUGCAAGAUUAGUACUUCUUUUAUUUACCUGAGGUUUUAUAUAAAUGACAAUUGAAGCAAUUACAACGGGCAUACUUUUUUUUUCUUUUUUUUUCCGUUAGGUCAAAAGCCAAUUUUGAUGGAUUAAGAGCAGGGCUUGAAAUUGGUUGUUUCCUGUAAUUGUUUUCCCCCUUUUUACAUUUUUUAAAAAUCAGUUUUAAAGCAGAGUUAGUGAUCCUGGUCACGUAUGUGCUGUGAAAUUAGAUGUUUUAUCUUGAAACCAUGACAAGGGAGACAGAUGGGUAUUACUAAUAUCCUUAAGGGACUAAAUGGAUACUCACACUUAGGAAGCAAAUUAGGAAACAUGAAAUGUUUUGACUGAGAGCUAAUAAGAUGGUGCUGUGUUGAAGGACACUUAACAAACUAAAGAUGUUUUCCUUCAAAUUAAGUUGUAUAUUAAUGUUACUAUUGAUAGUUUUAACAAAAUGCAAAACUAAAACAUGAACUUUUGUAAAGAAAUAUAUUAAAAAAACUGAUAUUCCAAAGUUAUCCUCCCUUUGCUUUCUGUCAUUCAAAAAACCAAAAAGCAAUCUUUAGGUCGACAGAGAGCAGGAGAGGUGUUAAUGCAAACUGUAAAGGACAUCCCACGGCUUGACACUUGCACUAGUCCACAAUUUUUGCACAAGCUACAGACGUUUCAAAUGAACACAGCCAUUACCAUAAUGUUAAGUCACUUGAUGUGGUUUUGACACAAAGAGGGUAACGAUGUCCUUGGACAAGUAAUAAUUUGUAGAAACUGUAUCUUGUGUGUAAAGAAAGGACUGGAGUGCUCGUACCUCAAGACUGGGAUUACACACACCUACACACACACACAGACACGGUGUUGCACUGUCCAAACUAGAUGCGUUUUUAUGGAGAUCUGCUUUUUAUUAUAUUAUGUUUCAUUGUCACUUUGAUUAUCACUAUUGUUAUAACUGUACUACUACUUAUACAAUUUAUUACUACUCAUCACUGUUUUUUGAUUAUUGUUGAUCCAUUAUUGGUUUUAAUGCCACCUCUGCUCAAGAAAAGAGUAUGGUAUUCCUAUGAAUAUUGAACAAUAAUAGUGGCAGUGUUGUUCUGAAUUGUUAGGUUUUUGAUUAAGCUUAUUUUUCCUCCUUACUUGUACCUGCCUUUUUGUGUUUGGUCUCCAUUAUGCUUUCUUUGAUAUACUGAAAAAGAAAUAAAACCGGUUGAA